Amphibalanus amphitrite is the source of this 1218-nucleotide messenger RNA. Its product is annotated as skin secretory protein xP2-like. The record is from RefSeq and is a predicted model, not a curated record. The transcript has a single exon. Lineage: Eukaryota; Metazoa; Arthropoda; Thecostraca; Balanomorpha; Balanidae. Bases 1 to 1218 code for a protein of 405 amino acids.
AUGGAGGCAGCCCCCGGCGUGUCACCGCCGCAGGCGGACACGGACCGAGCUGGAUGUACCACGGCGCAGCCUACAGAGCCGGCUGACGCCCACGGAGCUUCGUCGUCGCCGACGGGAAGCCUUCCAACGCGGACCAGCCAUGGAAACGAAGCCGCUGGUGACGCCGUGUUGCCGCCGCCGGCGGACACGGGCCAACCCGGGGCCACUGCGGUGCAGCCUGCAGGCCCGGAUGCAGCGGCUGUAGCUUACGGAGCCUCGUCGCCGCCGGCGGGAGGCCUACAAACACUGAGCACGGGCCGAUGUGCAGCUGCCGGCCCCGCCGUGUCACCGCCGCCGGCGGACACUGGCCAGAUUGGGUGCACCGCAGCGCAGUCUACCAGGCCGGCUGCCGCCUACGGAGCCUCGCCGCCGCCGGCGGGAGGCCUACCCACGCGGACCAGGGACGGAGGUACAGCCGCCGGCUACGCCGUGUCGCCGCUGCCGGGGGACACCAGCCAAGCCGACUGUUGUGCGGCACAGCCCAUCGAGCUGAGUGAGACUACUGAUGUCUACGGAGCCUCGCCGCCGCCGGCGGGAGGCAUGCCAACUCGAAACACGGAUGGAGGCCCAGCCGCCAGCACCGCCGAGUCGCCGCCGCCGGCGGGCACCGGCCAAGCCGGCUGUAGUCAUGCGGCGCAGCCUACCGAGCUGGCUGACGCCUACGGAGCCUCGCCGCCGCCGGCGGGAGGCCUGCCAGUACGGAGUGGGGACGGAGACCCGCCCGCACAAAUGGUGGCGGCUCACGCCGCCGCGCUCCUCCGUACGCCGCAGGGAUGCGUGUCCGCCGGUGACAAGUCCGAUCGGCGCGGUGACACGAACCUCGGUGACACCACCCUCCACUCGGUCGAGGUGGUGGAUGAGGACCCGCUUCACGCAGCUGUCGUCGCAGCUAUGCUCGCUGAGCGGGAUACGGAGUGCGACUCGCGUCUGCCGCCGCUCGUGGCCCCGAGUCCAGGGGUGACCAGAGCCGCCGCUGACCGCGACCCGUGGCCGCCACCGACACCGGAGCGACGCCUGCCGCGGACCUCCCCGUGCGACGGCGGGCGCGUCCGCUGCAAGAAGCGCCCGAGACGCCGCGGAAGAGAGCGCAGGCGCCGCCGUUUGCACCGCGCUGCGGUGGCCUUGUGCGCCCGGACCCCGGAGGGUCCGCUGUGGCGCUUUGGAAUGAAGACGAUGUGA